This is a messenger RNA of Nelumbo nucifera (sacred lotus), 2154 nucleotides long. RefSeq lists its product as uncharacterized. Gene Ontology annotation, cellular component: cytosol. NCBI's taxonomy places the organism in Eukaryota, Viridiplantae, Streptophyta, Magnoliopsida, Proteales, Nelumbonaceae. Gene Ontology annotation, molecular function: protein-folding chaperone binding. The record is from RefSeq and is a predicted model, not a curated record.
GACUUGCGCUUCCUUCUCCUUCCCCGUGGCCCCUUCUUUCUCGCUAUCUCCAGUCCCGCACCAGCGCACCUAGUGGAAAUUUCCGGCCAAAAAAACUCAGAUAAGCCAAACUGCAAACGCGCGCAGAGACAGAGACAGACAUACAGAGAGAGAUAGGGAGAGAGAUGGGGGUGGACUACUACAAGAUUUUACAGGUUGACCGAAAUGCAAAGGAAGAUGACUUGAAAAAGGCGUAUCGGAAACUGGCCAUGAAAUGGCACCCAGACAAGAACCCUAACAACAAGAAAGAAGCCGAGGCCAAAUUCAAGCAAAUCUCUGAAGCUUACGAUGUUCUGAGUGAUCCACAAAAGCGAGCAGUCUACGACCAGUAUGGCGAAGAAGGUCUCAAGGGUCAGGUCCCACCUCCAGGCGCCGGUGGGUUCGCCACGUCCGAUGCCGGUGGCCCCACGAUGUUUCGGUUUAACCCGAGGAGCGCCGAUGACAUAUUUUCUGAGUUCUUUGGCUUUUCGAGUCCAUUCGGAGGGAUGGGAGACAUGGGUGGGUCGCGCGCCGGUGGCUCAGCUUUUCCGAGAAGCAUGUUUGCUGAGGAUAUUUUUGCUUCAUUUAGGGGCGGAGCAGGAGAAGGUUCUGCUAAUGCACCACGUAAAGCACCUCCAAUUGAGCGGACACUCCCCUGUAGUUUGGAGGAUUUGUACAAAGGGACGACCAAGAAGAUGAAGAUUUCGAGGGAAGUUGCUGAUUCCAGUGGGAGACCCACAACAGUAGAGGAAAUUCUGACAAUAGAGAUCAAACCAGGCUGGAAGAAAGGGACAAAAAUCACAUUCCCAGAGAAAGGUAAUGAGCAGCGAGGUUUGAUACCUUCAGACUUGGUCUUUAUCAUUGAUGAGAGGUCACAUAUUGUCUUCAAGAGGGAUAGCAACGACCUGAUUGUCACACAGAAAGUAUCUUUGGUUGAAGCUCUGACGGGUUACACAGUACAGUUGACAACACUGGAUGGACGGAAUCUGACCAUCCCUAUCAACUCUGUCAUCAGUCCCAGCUAUGAAGAAGUUGUUAAAGGUGAGGGAAUGCCGAUUCCCAAGGAACCUUCCAAGAAGGGGAACUUGAGAAUCAAGUUCAACAUCAAGUUCCCCAGCCGGCUUACAUCUGAACAGAAGACAGGCAUCAAGCGGUUGUUGACAUCUUCAUGAAUAAUGGUAGUAGAUCUUUGCYCUCCUCAUGCAAGUUCUAUUGCAUUUUUCCUUUGCUGCAAUUUUCAGGUAUGGAGGUUUAUGCACUGUGCUUUUAUUUAUGGGAGCAACUAUUGCAAGGUUAUUCAGUAUGUACCCAUAUAUAUCUUCUCUUUAUUUGAUGAUUGGGUUGUCUUUUUCUUCCCUUGCCAUCAUUAUGGCAAGACAAUUUAUUUUUUCUUUUAGGGGUUGGUGGUGGUGGAGUUCUAGAGUUUCUUUGUCUACUAAUUGGAAGACCUGAUACCCCUUGCCUCACUCCCCAAGAAAAAAAAAAAGAGAAAAGAAUAUAUAUUUGUGGGUAUGUAAUUAGUCUGUCCCUGUCUGUAGUGGUGUCAGAGCCAGGUCAAAUCUUUUGGUCCUGAGUUGCCCCCCAUGUCAAGGCCAUUAGACUGUGUUGGUACAAUCUUUCCGUGAAAUUCUUGUGAAAGGUCUGGAUUGUUGCUAUGAUCCUUGUGAAUAGUUCACCUUAUAGUUUCUUAUUGCUUAUUAGUGUCGGAUAUACUGAACUCAAGAAUGUGGGUUUAAUUUAAGCAUGGAUCAUAUUUAUGUCUUGUUACUACAGCUUGACGGCCGCACUAUGUGCAGAAAAUCACUUUGGCUUUGUUUUGUCUUGGAGAAUUUUUCUUAGUCUUGUGCCCUCCAAGCAACUAUUACAAAUCUGGUUAGGCUUUUCUGUCGACGUUUUGGCAAGUACUGCAGUGAUUAAGAGUGAAGAGAUGCAAUGAAAUAUUUGCAGAAACCGGAUAUCUUUACAGAAAAUUUUCUGAGUAUGAGAACGGAAAUGAACUCCAUGCCUAAUUUGUAAGGGAGGCUUUAAUACUUUUGUGCUGAUUGGAAGGAUCUUCUGUGAGCUAUAGAAUUGUGUUGGAAGAAUUUUUAGUUUUUAAUCAUAUAAUGGAAAUGAUUCAGAGGGCAGUUUCUUGCA